AUGAGUUCUUUCGAGGAAUUAUUUGAGCAGGCAGUCAAGAAUGCAAGGGAAAUAAACGAUACCACCCUAAAACCAAUUAAGGGUAUUGAAACAAUAAUUACUCAUGGUGGUCAUGAUCCCCUUGCACUACCUGAUAUGGGUCAUCCUGUAGUUUCGCCCAUAACGCUUUCUACGACGUUUCAACAACUUGCACCUGCAACCGGAAAAUAUGAAUAUUCUCGUUCUGGAAAUUAUUCAAGACAUGCGCUUGAAAAGUGCCUCGCUGAAUUAGAUAAUGGCUCAGCCGGUUUCGCUUUUGCGUCCGGCCUUGCAGCCCUUAACGCAUUACUCCAGAUCUUAGAUACUGGUGAUCAUGUUGUUGCUUUUGACGAUCUCUAUGGAGGUAGUGGAAGGUACUUUCGAAGAGUUGCCAGCAAGUUUGGCAUCGAAUUUUCUUACGUUGAUAUGCGUGACCUAGAGGCUGCAAGGAACGCCAUCAAGACGAACACUAAAAUGGUCUUCAUUGAAACCCCUUCCAAUCCACUGAUGCGUUUAGUUGAUAUCUCGGCAGUUUCUCACAUAGCUCAUGGGGCCAAUCCGAAUAUUCUUGUCGUUGUUGACAACACCUAUUCAACACCAUAUUUUCUUCGACCUCUCGACCUUGGAGCUGACAUUACUCUUGCAUCCCUCACAAAGUACAUAAAUGGACACUCGGAUGUGGUAAUGGGUUCGUUGGUAAUUAGGAAGAACCUGCCUCAAGUGGAGACUCAAUUAAGAUUCAUACAAAAUGCAGCUGGAGGUAUAGCCUCUCCCUUUGACUCCUACCUCUGCUUGCGUGGUCUUCGUACUCUUGCUGUGAGAAUGCGAGCUCAUAUGAUGAACGGACUGACAAUCGCUAAUUUCUUGGCUGCUCAUCCGAAGGUGGAGACUGUUCUACAUCCCGGCCUAAAGACGCAUCCUCAGCAUGAACUUGCCCGCAAACAAAUGGGCGGUUUCAGUGGCAUGGUUUGUGUCUACCUCAAGUCUGAUGCCAAGGGAACUGCCAACUUUGUCAAGGGCCUCAAGAUCUUACCACGCCUUCUUAUUUAG
Messenger RNA from Rodentolepis nana, 1068 nucleotides. The record is from the annotation of a GenBank genome assembly. NCBI's taxonomy places the organism in Eukaryota, Metazoa, Platyhelminthes, Cestoda, Cyclophyllidea, Hymenolepididae.